Molecule: messenger RNA, 1234 nt
Organism: Prorocentrum cordatum
Lineage: Eukaryota; Dinophyceae; Prorocentrales; Prorocentraceae
Source: the annotation of a GenBank genome assembly
AUGGUUUCGACCGCGCAGUUAAUUGGCAAACGACGCUUGCAUUGGUCCAUUGGGAAGAUUGCCCAGUUCUACAAGAUCAGGAAAUUCUCUGUGUCUGUUGCUCUUCGUUCCACUGAGCCUCCUGCCUCGCGGAGGGAGCAGCUUCCAGCCGCCCGCCUCCGCGAGUUCGGCAAGUUCGUGCAACUUCGCUUGCUCGUUGCAGUGUAUCAGGCGGGGCUGGAGCGGCAGCAGGUUGAAAAGCGGUUGUGGGCGUCACGCGCUGACCCUUUCCUUGGCUUCAUUUUGGCGCCUGGGCACCAUUGCGAGCACGUCGUUCGGCAUCUUGAUGCUUGCAGUCGCGCCUUGCUGGUCGGCCUGGAUCGCCUUCUUCGGCAGGGUUGGUGCGCCAUGUUGUGUCUCAUCAUCUGCGCGCGGGUGCUCCUGAUCUCCUCCGCCGCGGUGCCCGCGUUCAUCGACGCGUACGUCGCCGACCCUGUGGGCUCUGUGACCCGUCGCGCGCGCUUCGUGCGCAUGGCCCCGGGCGCUCCUUCCUACAAGCCCUACGGGAAACACGUCCUCAACGAAAAGCUCAAGAGGAAGCAAAGAGCAGGCUUUCGAGCGGUCGCAAAACUCCUCCGUGAACGCAGGGUGCUGCCCCCGUCUGUCCGGGAGAUGAGGUCUACCCUCGGGCUUGCUGACGGGGACCGAUGCUCUUUUGCGAUUAUGCAGGUCGCCAUGGAUGCCGCUAUGCGCAACAAGUCGUGGCAGGCGAAUUCUGCGCACUUUCAACGCGUUGGGGGCGGUUGCCAAUGCGAAGAGUUCUGGGGGAGGAGUCUUGAUCACAGGGAUCUCUGCGACAUAGCGGCCUGGAUCCGGAACCAGACAUGGCUCCACUACUGGUGCGAUGUGCUCUCUUUCACACAGAGGGGCUGGUGGUUCCUCGUCGAACACUCCCUGUGCGCCUUCCGCAAGUACAAGCGGGCACGCGGGAGUCGCGCGCUUAUCGCGUCCAGAACUGCCCUGAACACAGCCCUGCUGCAUUACCAUGACGCGACAAAUGAGAAGCACUACCGCGAUGCUGUAGCCGCACGCAGCAGACUUCUUGAGGCCAGGGGCGCGGGGCAGGGUUAGCCUAUCACGUGGGCGAUAGGCCUCCCUGGUUUGGCCAGGAUACUCCAGUGCGGCGCGGGGCGCUGCAGCUCGGUCAGACGAAAAAACAGAUUCCGAGCGGCGCAGCAGCGACGCAAGGGCGGGC